AUUCCCUUGAAUAAUAAAAAACAAUUACAUAAGAAGCUGGCUAAAUACCCUCUGGGUGAAGGCCAAAAAAAGAAGAAGAAGAAGAUAACCUUGAAUGUUCGCUAUCAUUAAAUAUCUUCGAAUGUGUUGAAACUAAAAAUUUAAUAAAUUCUGAUCAAACAGCAUUUUUGCCGAAAAUACUUAGAUAAAGAAUUAUCGGCAUCAGUUUUGUUUGGUACUUAUAGGUUGAUUUGUAUAUGUUUAAAUUUGGUUUUUCUUCCGAUGCCUGUGAGGGCACUAGUGACGAUGCAGAGGAUAGAUGCGAAAAAAAAUGGGAUGAUUGCAUGGAACUGGUACCUAGUGAAAACAAAAUACUUGAGGACGUUGUGGCCAAUGCUGAAUUUAAUAUAAUAACCUUAGGUGAUGUGCAUAUAAAGUACGUUUCUUCUAACAACGUUCUUGAAAUUUUGAGAAAUAUGGAACACUCGGAUAAAGUUUCAGUUUUAAAAGCCGAACAAAAUCAUUCCGAUCUGUUGCCCGCUAUUUAUGAAGGUGGAUUUAAAAUUUGGGAAUGCACAUAUGAUCUCUUGAAUUACGUGUAUGACAAUAAAAUAACUUUCGAAAACAAAAAAGUGUUAGAUCUGGGAUGUGGAGCUGGUGUAAUAGGAAUUUAUACAAUAUUAAAAGGUUCUUCUUGUUACUUCCAGGACUAUAAUUCAGAUGUAAUAGAGUAUAUUACGGCUUCUAAUGUUUUAUUAAACUCAAGAGACUGUAUAACCAAAUGUAAGUUUUAUUCUGGUGAUUGGUUAUCUUUUUCAAAUCUCCUUGAGGGCUGUACAAAGGGAGACAAUAAAUUUGAUUACAUUUUUACGUCAGAAACAAUUUAUAACACGGAAAAUUAUUACAAAUUGCAUACAGUAUUUGAGAAAUUAUUGAAGAAAAGCGGUACAAUAUUUUUAGCAGCAAAAUCAUUUUAUUUUGGUGUCGGAGGUGGUACAUCACUUUUCGAGGAGUACAUAGAGAACAACAAAAUAUUUAAAUACUCGUGCAUCUGGAAGUGUGCAGAAGGUGUGAAAAGAGAAAUACUGAAAAUACAAUUCAAUGACCCAUAAUACCCCUUAUAUAAU
Molecule: messenger RNA, 1106 nt
Organism: Anoplophora glabripennis (Asian longhorned beetle)
Lineage: Eukaryota; Metazoa; Arthropoda; Insecta; Coleoptera; Cerambycidae
Product: histidine protein methyltransferase 1 homolog
Exons: 5
Coding region: 237-1091 (284 amino acids)
Biological process (GO): peptidyl-histidine methylation, to form tele-methylhistidine
Molecular function (GO): protein-L-histidine N-tele-methyltransferase activity
Source: RefSeq, a predicted model, not a curated record